This is a messenger RNA of Symbiodinium natans, 1506 nucleotides long. NCBI's taxonomy places the organism in Eukaryota, Dinophyceae, Suessiales, Symbiodiniaceae. The record is from the annotation of a GenBank genome assembly.
AUGCCACCUGAGCAAGAUGAGGAAGGGUUGUUGCCUAAGGGCAACCCGGAGAGCCGUUCCAUCACUCACAAGUGGUUUCCUUGCAGCGUUCUGGUCAUCUCCCUAGCGGCCGUCGCCCUGCUGGCGUUUUUGAACUCGCCAAGCAGAGCAAGCACUGCAAAUGCAGAUCUUUCAGAGGUGCUCCAGGCAUGGUUACCUAGCACGGAGGACGAAGUUCUCCCCAAGAAGAAGUGGGCCAAGGUUUUCCACGUGCAGCAUCCAAACUCAACACUCGGAUCCAGACGCUACUACGAGUACUCCCACCACCCGGCGUUUAUCGUGGAAAGUGCUCGUUUGCAGGAGAUCGUGCAAUGGCAAAUUGCGCACGACUGUCCGAAGCUGUCUGUGGGUAUGGAUAUGGUCACAAGCCGUGACUUGCCAGUUAUCGAGAACAUUACAUCCGCUAGCAUUUGUCAGAAAAUCUGCACAGAGACCAUUGAAUGCCAAGCAUUUGUGUGGGGCUAUCAGCGGAACCGACCCGGCUUGACUGACCGAUGUUUCAGGAGGGCGUUUAGCCAACUCUUCGAAGAUGUGCAGCCAUCCAGGAACACUGACGUAGUCGGAGGAUUGCCUUGUUUUCGACAACCGGUGAGUGAUAGGAUGUGGUGGCCAAGGGAAGAGAUGGAGUUUUUCGAUCUGCCCCAGGCCCGACCACAAUCAGUUGCCCUGCACACGUCUGCGUCAUCGACAAGAAUGUUGUGUCUGGCAGUCUUCUUGCCCUUCACAUAUGAGCAAGACCUGCUUCUCAUGCAGUACAGGUUUGGCACCAACAUUUUUGCAUGUGAUCAGCAUGCCAUCUACAGCUCUACUCGCCUUGAGCUGGCUCCUGGCCUCAUUUCCCGACGGGUACCAACCACCUUGUUGUCAGAGUUGGGGGGGCCCUACAUCACCGUGCUGAACCUGGCUGCAUUCAUGGCAGUCUGGCGGCAAGUCUUGCUGGACGGUGACUAUUUGCAGUGCGACUGGACCAUCAAAGCGGAUCCCGACACAGUCUUCAUCCCCCAGCGCUUGGUGCCGAUCUUGUCCGUGCAAAGCCUAUCAAUGGGUGCAAACGGAAAGUACCUGAACAACUGCCAGGAUGGGCUUCACGGCCCCCUGGAAAUCUUCUCUCAAGGGGCCCUGACAAGCCUCGGACGACACGCGCUUCGCUGCGCCAAACACUUGGACGGCGGCGAUGAGUGCAAAGAGCAUUGUGAGAAGUUCUGGGACUUCAAUUACAAGGAGAAGUGCAAUGGACAUUGCACAAAGUGGUGGGGUGAAGAUAUUUGGCUGGAUCAAUGUCUCUCACGGUUUGCCGCCGUGACUAGAGUCUUUGUGCCAGAGCUUUUGCAAGAGGACCACUGUCAUCCCAAGCCGGGUUGGAGAAAUUGCCUUGACCCGCACACAGUGGCUUUUCAUCCCUUCAAGAGCCCGGACGAUUAUCAAACCUGCCUCGGAGCUGCUCUCAACAGACAGAUUCUGCUCUAG